This is a messenger RNA of Fragaria vesca subsp. vesca, 2790 nucleotides long. Its product is annotated as alpha-glucosidase-like. The record is from RefSeq and is a predicted model, not a curated record. The transcript has 5 exons. NCBI's taxonomy places the organism in Eukaryota, Viridiplantae, Streptophyta, Magnoliopsida, Rosales, Rosaceae. Gene Ontology annotation, molecular function: carbohydrate binding; hydrolase activity, hydrolyzing O-glycosyl compounds. Bases 85 to 2778 code for a protein of 897 amino acids. Gene Ontology annotation, biological process: carbohydrate metabolic process.
GGACUCCUCCUGAUCCAAAAUCCAGUAUAAAACCUUGCUUAAGGGUACAAUCACAUUACCUCUGCUAGAAGAAGUUACAGAACUAUGGAAAGACACAGAUCAAACUAUACUCCAAAAGCAAUAUUGUUUCAUCAUCUUGUACCAUUGUUCUUCUUCUUCUUUUCUCUGCUCGAGUGUUUUGUUGCAGAAGAGCCAGUUGGGUAUGGAUAUAGAGUGGAGUCUGUGAACUCUGAUCCCUCUGGGAAGACAGUGACAGCUAGUCUUGGCCUGAUCAACAGCUCCUUGGUCUAUGGACCUGACAUCCCAAAUCUCAAGCUUUAUGCCAGCUAUGAGACCAAGGAAAGACUAAGAAUUCGAAUAAUAGACUCGGAUAACCAAAGAUGGGAAAUCCCACAAGACAUCCUCCCCCACCAAACUCCACAAACAUCCCACCAUUCCAUCUCCGAAAACGACUUCAUUUUCACCCUCCAUAACACCACCCCCUUCGGCUUCACCGUCACCCGCCGCUCCUCCUCCGAAGUCGUUUUCGACACCACCCCAAACCCCUCCGACCCUUCCUCUAUCUUUGUCUUCAAGGACCAGUACAUCCAGCUUUCCUCGUCUCUCCCGGAAACCCGGUCCUCCCUCUACGGCCUAGGAGAACACACCAAACCCUCCUUCAAACUCCAACCCAAUCAGACUCUCACACUCUGGACUGCCGACAUUGGCAGCGCCAACCCCGACGUCAACCUCUAUGGGUCCCACCCCUUCUACAUGGACGUCAGGUCGCCGUCCGGCGACAAUGGAAAAGUUACAGCGGGAGCUACUCAUGGAGUGUUACUGUUGAAUAGUAAUGGCAUGGAUGUAAAUUAUGGCGGUGACAGGGUUACUUAUAAGGUGAUUGGUGGAGUUGUUGACUUGUAUUUCUUCUCCGGUCCGACGCCGGAAUUGGUGAUGGAGCAGUACACGGAGCUCAUUGGCCGACCUGCCCCCAUGCCCUACUGGUCUUUUGGAUUUCACCAGUGUAGAUAUGGUUACAAGGAUGUUGCUGAUCUUGAAGGAGUGGUUGCUGGUUAUGCAAAUGCUAGGAUCCCUCUUGAAGUUAUGUGGACUGACAUUGACUACAUGGAUGCUUACAAGGAUUUCACUCUUGAUCCCAUCAACUUUCCAUUGGAUAAGAUGCAGAACUUCACAAACACCCUCCACCAAAAUGGCCAGAAAUAUGUGCUCAUCUUGGACCCUGGUAUUAGCAUAAAUGAGAGCUAUGCAACUUACAUCAGAGGGAAGGCAGCAGAUAUAUACAUAAAACGUGAUGGCAUUCCUUACCAGGGAAAUGUAUGGCCUGGUGAUGUUUACUAUCCUGACUUUGUACAUCCACAAAGUGAACAAUUUUGGGCUAAUGAGAUCAAACUAUUUCAAGACCAACUACCUUUUGAUGGUCUCUGGCUUGAUAUGAAUGAGGUAUCCAAUUUUAUAACAUCUCCACCCACUUUGAAUUCCACACUUGAUGAUCCACCUUACAAAAUUAAUGAUUCCGGAGUCCAGCGUCCGAUCAUUAGUAAGACUGUUCCGGCAUCAGCUCUACACUUUGGUAAUUUAACAGAGUAUAAUGUGCAUAACCUUUAUGGAUUCUUGGAAUCUAGAGCAACACAUCAGGGGUUGAUCAAUGUUACUGGUAAGAGACCAUUUAUACUUACCAGAUCAACCUUUGUGAGCUCUGGUAAGUACGCUGCACACUGGACUGGAGACAAUGCAGCAAGAUGGAGUGACUUGGCAUACACAAUUCCAGGCAUUUUGAAUUUUGGAAUCUUUGGAGUUCCAAUGGUUGGAGCUGAUAUAUGUGGUUUCUCUUUGAAUACUACUGAAGAACUCUGCCGGAGAUGGAUUCAGCUAGGGGCCUUUUACCCCUUUUCAAGAGAUCAUUCAGAGAAGUUUACGAUCCGCCAAGAGCUCUAUGUUUGGGAUUCAGUGGCUGCAUCAGCAAGGAAGGUACUAGGCCUCCGUUACAGGUUGCUCCCCUUGUUCUACACAUCAAUGUAUCAAGCACACAAAAAAGGGACUCCCAUAGCGAGGCCUCUUUUCUUCUCAUUUCCUGAAGAUACCAAUACAUACGACAUCAGUUCACAGUUCUUGAUUGGUAGAGGUGUAAUGGUGUCACCUGUGUUGCAGCAAGGAGCAAAUUCAGUUGAUGCAUAUUUUCCUACUGGAAACUGGUUUGAUCUCUUUAACUACUCGAGAUCAGUUAGUGUACACUCCGGAGAGUAUGUUACAUUAGACGCACCGCCUGAUCAUAUCAAUGUACAUAUCCGUGAAGGAAACAUUCUGGCCUUGCAAGGAGAGGCCUUGACAACACAAGCAGCUCGAAAGACUGCAUUCGAACUUUUGGUGGUCAUUAGUAGUAGCGGAGAGAGCAGUGGAGAAGUAUUCUUGGAUGAUGGAGAGGAAGUCGAAAUGGGAGGAGAGGGAGGGAAGUGGAGUGUAGUGAAAUUCUAUUGUGGAGCAGCAAAUGGAAGUGUAUUUUUGAGAUCAAUGCUUGAAAAUGGAGGGUUUGCAUUGAGCCAAAAAUGGAUCAUAGAUAAAAUUACCCUCAUUGGGUUGGAAAACGUUGAUGGAUUAGAAGGGUUUGCAGUCAACAUUACUGAAGGAACAAAUUUGAAAGGAAAGUCGGUUGUCAAGGCCAACUUUCACAGUGAUAAGCGUUUUUUCAUGGUAGAAAUAUCCAGUGUCUCCAUUCUUAUAGGAAAAGAGUUUGAGUUGGAGCUGAGGCUAAAGCAUGACACCGGUGAAGACACUCUUUAAGAGAACUAUUAG